GGUUCCAAGGGUUACGCAGGUCGUCCCUUAUCGUUCGAUCAACCUCCUUGGCCGUGUCUAAAACAACCUCAUCCCGUUCCCCCUUGUGAUCGUUUCUUACGUCGACCAUGUACCACACCACGAAAUCCUUUACGAUGCGGUCGGCUCUGGCGGCCUCUGCCCUUCUCUUAGCCAUCAGUCUACCUGCAACACAUGCUUAUACGGAGGAAUACAAUGGAUGUUACUCCGACUCGACGCCACUGCAAGAUCAGGGAACAUAUACAUAUCAGAGUGAUGGAUACUGCCAGAAGCUAUGCUUGAAGUCCAACUAUGCCGUCUUUGCCCUGCAUAAUGGACAGGACUGCCUCUGUGGUAAUGAGCUACCCGCCGCCUCCGCCAAGGUUUCCGACAGCAAAUGCAAUAUCGAAUGUGCCGGUUGGCCCAGUGUGGACUGUGGUGGCAGUGACACCUACUCUGUUUAUCUUACUGGUAUCGAGAGCGAUGUGGACAACUAUUCGGCCUCGAGCACAACUACUUCCAGCACCGAAAGCGAAACGUCUACCUCCACGACUCAACAAGCAGCCCAUGUUGUCACCAGUUCUGGCACCACGCAAACAGUAUAUGCGACAGCAGCAAGUGAGACAGAGGCGGCGGCUACUGCAGCUGCCGAGAGUGCUACGGAUCCUGCACAAAAGAAGAACGGCUCGAGCGCCAACACAGCUGCCAUUGCCGCAGGCGUCGUUGUGGGUGUGGUCGGAGCCUGUGCUCUCGCCGGCGCCGGAUUCUUCCUUUGGCGCUUCAAGAACCGCAAAGCGCAAUACCGCCGUAGCAUUGGCGUGGACAACUAUGGCAAUCCGAUGUCGCAACACAACAUGUCGGAUUCUCGCUUUGACGGCGACUUCAUGGCACAACGACGUCAGAGCAAUGGCAGCAUCGAUGAUGACCAAGACUUUUCACGUCGGAUUCUGCAGGUGAGCUUGGCCCCACGGUGGAUCGGGACGGAAGUCCCGGCUAACAUACCCUCUAGGUGACCAAUCCCGACCGACGCUAGAAGGAAUAUGAUUCCAAGUCUCCUAUGGACAGUGCCGGGGGUGAACCAUCUAGGUUCUAACUCUGCAUUUCCGAACGAUUAAGCCAUGCCCUUGCCUCAUAUCCUUUUG
This is a messenger RNA of Aspergillus ibericus CBS 121593, 1139 nucleotides long. Its product is annotated as WSC-domain-containing protein. The record is from RefSeq and is a predicted model, not a curated record. NCBI's taxonomy places the organism in Eukaryota, Fungi, Ascomycota, Eurotiomycetes, Eurotiales, Aspergillaceae. The transcript has 2 exons. Bases 108 to 1010 code for a protein of 300 amino acids. Gene Ontology annotation, cellular component: plasma membrane.